CACUUGUUUAGGGCCAGGCUUAAGAGGAAACUUCUGAUGAAAAAAUUCCACCAGACAGGGUGCAGAAACCAAUACCAGGAAAAGGGUCUGGUGAGGAGGCUGCCAGGGAGGACACAGGAGUAGGUGUGAAGGCUUUGAUUUGUACAGUGAGCAAGACAGGCUGUGCAAAACUGGAACCUGGGGUAAUACAGGGGACAGAGGGCACUGUAGGGUGUUGGGGGCAGCACAGGGGACAGAGGGCACUGUAGGGUGUAUGGGGGCAGGACAGGGGACAGAGGGCACUGUAGCUACCAAUGUGGAAACCACAGCUGGGUCCAAAGCAGCUGAAGGGAAUAGGGGUAUUGGGGUCUCAGCAGACAGGGCAGACAGGGCACACAAAUCCGGGAACUCAGAUGGUACAGAGGUCACAGUUGUUGGGGCCUCCACCCAUCCAGAAAGUAGCUCUGAUCUGCACAGUAUGUAA
Molecule: messenger RNA, 463 nt
Organism: Staurois parvus
Lineage: Eukaryota; Metazoa; Chordata; Amphibia; Anura; Ranidae
Source: the annotation of a GenBank genome assembly